Botrytis deweyae is the source of this 1710-nucleotide messenger RNA. RefSeq lists its product as uncharacterized. Gene Ontology annotation, cellular component: centrosome; cytoplasm; nucleus. Gene Ontology annotation, molecular function: ATP binding; protein kinase activity. The transcript is spliced from 3 exons. The record is from RefSeq and is a predicted model, not a curated record. Bases 1 to 1710 code for a protein of 569 amino acids. Gene Ontology annotation, biological process: chromosome segregation; protein phosphorylation. Lineage: Eukaryota; Fungi; Ascomycota; Leotiomycetes; Helotiales; Sclerotiniaceae.
AUGGCUGCCGUACCACAGGAAGAGAAUGUGCCAGGUGGGGGGGCUGUAAUUAUAGACUUGAAUGUGGAUGUGGACGAAGACACAGACAGCUCUACCGAGGGGGGUUGGCAAGAUGUAGGCAUAAGUACUUUAACAGGACAAUCAGACUCCAUGGCAGUUAGGGUGUUGCGCGCAUUUCGUGCUAACACAAUCCGUCAAAAUAAAUGGUUUAAAGACAAUCCACACAACUUGACAGGGGAUAAUAUAGAAAUUGACGCGUGUAUUGCCAGUGGAUCAUUUGGACUUGUCUUCCGCGCCGAGAACAAAGAUACCCGUAGUGAGGGAAAGCCCGGGAUUAAAUAUGCUAUCAAAAUUUCCAAACUUCGAUUAGAGUCGGAGGCUAACCUUGACUACGAUAUGGGCUCAGAUACCAGUCCCAUUCUUACACGCACCAGUGAAGCUUCAGUUGUUGAUCCGAAGGAAAUGAAGGAAUUGAGUUUAUCCUCCAAACGUGGAAGGGAGAUAACGACAUUCCUUCAAUAUAUCAAAUCAGGGCACCCUAAUGUCACGAAUAUGGCUGGUUGGGCUGAAUUCGACAUCUUGGGAAACCCCUUUUCUUUGAUUGUCCUAGAGAUUUGCGAUCUCGGCACUCUUUUAGACAUGGUACACGAAUUUCGAGAGAGGGACGAAUUCAUACCCGAAGGAUUUAUCUGGCACGCUUUCGAACAACUAUUCAGCGGCCUUGCAUUUCUUCAUGGGGAGCAUCCCGAUUACAUAACAAAACCAGAAUUUGCGGGACGUUUAGAAAUGACUGUCGCUCGCGAUAUUAAAGCAAACAAUGUCUUCAUACAAUCACUCCCUGCAAAUUCUCCCCCGAAUACAUAUCCGACUGUCAAAUUGGGAGAUUUUGGCGAGUCCCUACAUCUACCUAGACAUGGUACUCGCGAUUAUAAUUUCGGAAAUAGUACUUGUGAUCCACCAGACAAUAAGAUGAGUGCAAAGUAUGAUGUGUGGUCCGUAGGCUCCAUGAUAUAUAUGGUGGCUAGGAGGGGACGUUAUGCAAACAGAGGGUGCUCCCUGGUAGACUCAUCUGGAAAGGUCAUUAAGUUUCAUCGCGCGAACCCAGAACAAAAAGAACUCCUACUUGCUGCGCGAAAUAACGAAUCGAGGUUUGAGCCUAUUAACGAGCAUUUGACUUUACAGUUAGAAACCGAGAUUAGAUGGGCGAUGACACUUAACCGAUUUGAUCGACCGAGUGCUGUGGAAGUAUAUCUCAGGGUACAGAAGCUCAACGACCAGAGGAAGAAAUUCAUGUAUAGGGAAUUGCCAUCUUGGGCCCCAGAAUUGCAAUUGCAGCGAGAAUUCAAACCCCUUGAAUUGGUAAAGAUGAACUGGAUGAUUGAAGACGCGGAGGAUAGAGACUUUUUAUUUGAAUAUUCAGGAGGACUCAUGGUGCAGAGGACAGAGAGAGAGAGGAAUAGGGUGCGGAGAAGGAUUGCUGAGCAGCACGCGAUGGUUCAGAGAAGGAAAAAUGAGAAACAACGCGAAGUUGAUUUGAGAGCUGGUAUAAAAGUCCACGAGGAGCUAGAUCGGGCAAGGAGGAGGGUGGUUGAGCAAGAGGAAAUUGGCAAGGUUAAUAACGAGAGGAAGGAAUACGGGGGUUGGCUGAGGUCUGGGCAUAAGAGGAGAAAAUUAGAGUAUCAUAGGGGUAGGGCUCAUUGGGUUGAUUGA